GUUACAUCAGUAUUGUUUAUCUGAGCCUACUUUGGGACAUUGGAGUGUUCUAGCAGGCACACAGCACAUCAAACAUGGGUACGGCAGUGUUUUCAGUCGGUAGGCGUCUUGCACUCUCCCUCUCUCUCUCUCUCUCCACUUGACUUUAAUUCGGUCUAGUACGCGUCAUCCUUACGGACUCGCCUCCACGCAUUGUGGGCUAUACUUUCAGCCUGGACCACUAUAAAAAAAAUCAAACACAAACAUAAACAAAAACAAACAGAACCCAGCUGAUAUUACCGCCGCCUACAUAACCUCCUUCUUCCCCUCUCACUGUAUGUGUGUGUGUGUGUGUGUGUGUGUGUGUGUGUUUAGGAGGUGGGGGGGACUUUUGGAGAAGCGGAGGGUGAAUUUGUUUGAGCACACGCUGUCAGGAGGAGCUGAUGUGAGCGCUGCAUCAAGUGCGCGGCGGUGAUGCUCCCGUAUAAAACAGCCCGCUGUAUUUUGGCACAGAGGGGGAUGCAUCAGUUUAACCCUCGGCUCUGCCCUCCGGACUCGCCCAUACAGUAUUCAGCCUAGAUAAGUUGAGGGCAUGUGUGGUUUUAUUGUGAGGAAUCCUGCCGCACGAUAUUCCUGAGGAUCUCUCUCUUGUUCGGUUUUUUUUCUUCUCCUCUCUUCAACUUCGAUGGCUUGAGUGGCCCAUUUGCACUCAUGCUUGCAGCCGAGGAGGGAUGUAAGGUACGGGCCAUCUACCGCCCUCACAUUGCACGGAGUAGCGGCGUGAUUCAGGUCGCUAUCUGAGUGCCAAUAAGCAAAGAAACUACUUUCGAGAUGUGAAUUAUCGAGAUUUGGUACUCAUUCCACCGGCUCGCCUGUCCUAUGCUACCGACAACGGGAUUUCAAGAGGAAAAUGAUUGUGGCAUAAACUAUUUCUGGAGACGCUUGUCACAGAUAUCGCCGCUGAACUGGACAGGGUGGAUGGUUAUUUCCCAAACAGUUCAAGCCUAUGUAUACUGCAUUCAUUUGUUGGAAUCGCUGCCUAGUAUCUUCGAGAACAGCGCAAGAGGAAUGCUGGUUCAAGAUCUAAUGCCAUUUACUUUAAGUUUUUGGCCUUUUUUCUUCGGUCAUUGCCUUCUUUCACUGUUUUUACUCUCAUGCCAGGGAGAACUCCAGAGGUCAUGCUCACGGACUGUGGCGGAGAAAGUUAGUGAACAGUGCCAGCUGGCAUGCCACUGUAGAAGAUACCCUCCCCUUCCCCCUCCGCCGCCUCCACCGCCUCCCCCACGGCUACUGGGCACCACAGUGGCAGAGCCCAUGGUGCCUUUGUUGAGGCCAUGGUGGAUGGAGAUGGACCUUAUAGUGCUUGGAACAGUGGGCUGUGCCUCAGUUGUCUUCCUCCUCUCAGCCAUCAUCAUCUGCUACAAGGCCAUCAAGAGGAAACCACUACGAAAAGAGGAGAACGGGACAAGUCGUGGGGAAUACGCCAUGAGCAUCCGUAACAAGAAGGCCAUGGGUACGAACAACACUGUGGUAUAGACUGUCUCCUGCUAGGCGCAGGAAGUGACAUCACCAUAACCGUCUGUCACCUUACCUCCCCCCCGAAUACAACGAUCCCUUCUCACCCAGAAUGCAACAGGGUUUUACCCAAGGUUUUCAAAUAGGUAAACCUUCCCUCUUUGCUUGGCAUGUUGCCCGGACUGAAGACACCAUUCAGCUCAAGAGGAGCUGCAAAAGAUGGAAGGGAGAGGAAAAAAAAGUCAAACCAGAAAGGACGGAGAGAGAAAUCCACAAACCCCCAUGGUGUCAAAAGUGGCACAGCAGGCUGAACAUUAUGCUCUUAGUAACAGCAAGUGUUGCUGACAGGCUGGUUGGCUGCUGGCUGGAGAGGGACUGUCUGCCAGUCUGCUGCAGAUCCAGACUUCACACACUGUUGACAUCUGCAAUGGAACAACAGACAAUACAGCAUCCCUGCAGUCCCACGGGCGGCCAGACAGGACAAGCCCAUCACACACAAUAAAUAACUUGCAUGCAGUUUUUACAGAGAAUGCAACAUUUUUUUUAUAGUCCGAUCCCGACACUGUCCAUCUUUGGUUCUCCAUUUUUUUUUUGAGACAGAUGCUUUGUGAGAGGCAUGAUGUUCCUGUCGGCCCUGGCUCUGAGAUGUGGAUUCAUCUGACUAUGCAAUUUAAAGAAAUCCAUAUAUUAAAAAAAAACAGGAGCAACAACAUCAACAUGGGACAUUCUGGUUAUUUUACCAUGCCAAAAAUGCCACUGAAGACUUAGGCUCAAUGUAAUAUACUCCAGUCAUUCAUCAUUUUAUUUGCUCCAUUUAUUUACUUAUCUACUUUUGAAUUUAUUUUUCUACUUAAAAGAAAAAAAAACUGUCUUGUAAGUUACUCACAUCUUUCUCAAACAUCUUAAUGAAUUCAUUUUAUUUCUUGAUAGCUCUGUUUUUUAAAGUGAAUAAUUUAUAAACCAUAUAAUUCAUUUGUGAUGCUCCGAUGCUUUAAGCCUGCUGUCAGUUUGUUGAGACACUGAUGCAGAAAACGUGCUUGCUCUGCAAAGAGUUUUGGUAUCAGUUGUUUUGUCUCUGGGUGUUUGAUAUGCUUUUCUCUGUUUCCCCGAGACCUCAGCUAAAAAAAAGUCAGGGGUCUCUAUGAUGUGCUAUGUGAAUGUGUGUUUUCCAAACAUUAUUUCUGUGCUGCAUCAUAUGUCAGUCCCCAUUUUUGAUUUGUUAUCUCAAUGCAAGCCCCCCCUCUACAAGUUAAACCUGCUAUCACAAGUCGUUUUGUUAAAUCUUGUUGUUUCAGUCUUGGGGCCAGCUAGAUGCCUUCAGCCAUGCUUUGUUUGGAUUUGACAAUCUUCAUUUUUCUGUCUGUCAAGAAGGGCUUAGCCCAUCGCUAUAGAAACAGGGGACAUGAGCCCAGGGCUGACCUUGUGACUGGUGAGAGACAGGAGACUUAGCCAAUAGCCAGAGAUCAGGUUGCACAGCGGAUGGCCUCAGCAGCGAUGUGUGUGUGUGUGUGUGUGUGUGUGUGUGUGUGUGUGUGUGUGUGCGUGCGUGCGUGCGUGCGUGCGUGCGUGCGUGCGUGUGUGUGUGACUCAGUGCUGUCACAGGCAUCCUCCACAUCCCCCCUGGAAAAACACAACUGAGCUGAACUGGAGCAUCACUCAACGCUGCUCUGCUUUUAUACAUUAAAUCUGCGUGUGUCUGUGUGUGUGCAUGCGUCAGUGUGUGUGUGAGAGUGAGUGUGUGUCUGUCUGUCUGUCUGUGAGUGUGCAUGCAGAUGAGUGUACUCAGUGAGAGUGGGCUGUACUCUGUGGCUGUCAGUUAAGUAUAGAUAUUGGCUAAACUGUGGAAAAAUUGGAAAAACACAUGCUUGCAUCUAAACAUGCAGAGAUAUUAACUAACAGUAUACCCCACCAUGUACCUAUAUGAGAGAAAUGAUGGAUGCAUGAAUGUAAAUAUUGAUAUUUAAAUAUCUGCCUUCUGGACUGUUAAUUAAUGUACAGUGUAACAGAACAUAUGUUUAUACAUAGUAAAACUUAAACAAUGUGCUACCAUUUAGAAUUAUGUCAAUGUUGUCAUGUUGAUGGAGCAAGCCAUUAAUGUAUAUAUGGCAAUCAAUAGUACACACACAAUUUAUGCAUUAUACCAAACAGAUAGAAAGAUGUGCAUAAGUUGAUUUCAUUGCUGAGUUUUUCAGUUGUAAAUAAAACUGUACAUAACAACAGA
Molecule: messenger RNA, 3715 nt
Organism: Epinephelus lanceolatus (giant grouper)
Lineage: Eukaryota; Metazoa; Chordata; Actinopteri; Perciformes; Serranidae
Product: proline-rich membrane anchor 1-like
Source: RefSeq, a predicted model, not a curated record